AUGUUCAGAUCUACAGAUGCUCAGAUCGAUCGCGCGACCGAGCUCCAUGAGCCUCCGGCCAAGGGACAGCCUUACAGUGUAGCGUUGCCGGGCUCGGAGGCAGAGGGAAGGAGUGCUAUCUACAGGCACUGGAGAUUCACAGACAAGCCUCUGCUGGACCACCUGGUUCCCGAGAUCAGAACACCACAUGAAGCGUUUGAGAACUCGGUUGCGAAAUGGCCCAAGAACAGAUGCCUGGGACACCGCCCAUAUGAUACCGCUACCAAGACCUUCGGCCCUUACGUUUGGGAAGACUACGAGACAAUCGCCAAGCGGAGAACCAACUUCGGCGCUGGUCUUGUACAUCUACAUAAACAAGCUGGCGUUGCUGCACACAAGUACGGUAUUGGACUGUGGUGUCAGAACAGGCCGGAAUGGCAAAUCACUGAUCUGGCGUGCAUGUCCCAGGGCCUCUACACGGUCUCCAUCUACGACACUCUAGGCCCGGACACGACCGAAUACAUUAUCAACCACUCCGAGUUGAACUGUGUGGUUGCUGGAAUGAACCAUGUUACGGCACUGUUGAAGCUGAAGCCUCGACUACCCUCGCUCAAGAUUAUCGUGGUUCUCGACCCACUUUCAGCUGGCGAGCUCCCUGGCGAGUCCAAGGGCGACCUCCUGAAUUCGCUUGCUAGUGAGCAAGGUGUUGCCAUCCACUACAUCCGCGAUGUUGAGGCUUUGGGUGAGAGGCAACCGAUUCCGAUGAACCCGCCUACACCCGAAGACAUUGUUACCAUCAACUACACAUCUGGCACAACAGGCAACCCCAAGGGUGUCGUCUUGUCCCACCGAAACGCGCAUGCCGGAACAUGCACUUCCAUGGUCAUCAUGGGUAGCGGACCUAGCGAGAUUAUCUGCUCUUUCUUGCCCUUGGCGCACAUCUAUCAGCGGUUGGGAGAACACAGUGGGCUGGCAACUGGCGCUGCUAUUGGUUACUUCCACGGAAACAUUGCAGAGCUCGUAGACGACUUGCAGAUGCUACGACCAACCAUCUUUUCGGGUGUACCAAGGCUGUACAACCGCUUCGGAGCCAAGAUCAAGGAAGCGACUGUCCAGGCAACUGGCAUUAAGGGAGCACUAUCCCGACACGUGGUAUCGACCAAGCUGGCGGCCGUCAACGACAAGCAAAACCCAACCAACAAGCACAUGCUCUACGACCGCAUUUGGGCUAAGAAGGUUUCUGCCGGUCUCGGACUGGAUCGUUGCAAGGUCUUGGUCAGUGGCUCUGCACCCAUUGAUCCUAGUCUGCAUCAAUUCCUCCGUGUUGUGUUUGGAAGCAACUUCACACAGGGAUAUGGACUGACUGAGACGUAUGCCGUUGCGCUUGUCCAGCAUGAGGGUGACUUCUCGGCUGGCAACUGUGGUGGCGUUGGGCCCAACACAGAGUGUGCUCUGCUCGACGUGCCUGAUAUGGAGUACAUGUCUACUGACAAGCCGCAUCCCCGUGGUGAACUCCUGAUCCGCUCUGCGUCGCAGUUCAAAGAGUACUUCCGUAAUGAGGAGGAGACGGCCAAGGCUAUUGACGCCGACGGUUGGUUCCAUACUGGCGAUAUCUGCUCUGUUGACGAACUCGGCCGCUUCAAGAUCAUCGACCGCAGGAAGAACGUCCUUAAGCUCGCACAGGGAGAGUACAUCUCACCCGAGCGGAUUGAGAACGUGUACCUUGCCAACUGCAGCUACCUCGCGUCUGGCUAUGUGCACGGCGAUUCGCACCAGUCGUUCCUUGUGGCUCUCUUUGGUGUUGCGCCAGACAUCUUCCCGCAAUUCGCGUCCAAGGUGCUGGGCGAGAAAAUUCCGGAAGGUGACAUUGAGAAGCUGAAGGAGGCGUGCAAGAACAAGAAGGUCGAGCAGGCAGUCCUUAAGGAGCUAGACAAGGUGGGACGAAAGAACAAGUUCAACAGCUAUGAGCGUGUCAAGGCUGUAAGGUUGUUUGUCGACCCAUGGACCAUUGACAACCAACUUUUGACCCCAACAUUGAAGUUGAAGCGCCCGCAGACGGUCAAGGCCUUCAGGCAGCAUCUAGAUGACUGUUAUGAGGAGGCGCUGGCAGAAGAGUCGAAGCCCAAGGCGAAGUUGUAG
Messenger RNA from Alternaria postmessia, 2118 nucleotides. RefSeq lists its product as uncharacterized. Bases 1 to 2118 code for a protein of 705 amino acids. Gene Ontology annotation, molecular function: long-chain fatty acid-CoA ligase activity. Gene Ontology annotation, biological process: long-chain fatty acid metabolic process. NCBI's taxonomy places the organism in Eukaryota, Fungi, Ascomycota, Dothideomycetes, Pleosporales, Pleosporaceae. The record is from RefSeq and is a predicted model, not a curated record. Gene Ontology annotation, cellular component: membrane; endoplasmic reticulum. The transcript is spliced from 2 exons.